AUGGCUCAAAGGACAGGCAAAAGAAGCAGGCUACUUUCUGCAGCCUGUCGGCAACAAGGUAUCUGCACUGUCCGAUUUGCUGUUUUCCCAGAUGCAGAGUUGGAGGACUAUGUAGUGGUAACCUUCUCACAGUUCUUCCCAGAAUACCUGAAAUCUCCUCCUCCUCCUCCUCAAGCCCAGGCAAACCCUCCUCUGCAGGCCCCCGAGCAUGGUGCCUCUGAAAUUGUCAAACCUCAGGUCCCACCAGCGCCAGGGGGGAAACAGGUGGUGAGACACUGGAACAGAGCAGCUGUGGCUGCCCCAUCCCUUGAAGAGUUCAAGGCAAGGCUGGACAGGACUUUCAGCAAUGUGGACACCGCCGUGCCGCAGACCCCUGCCAAGCACGGACUACAACUCCCAGGGUGCUUUGCAAAGGAGCGUUGCUGGGGAACGACUCCCGGGAAGGCUGACUGCACAACUCUCGCGGGAGAAUGGGCGGCCGCAGCUGGCAUCUCUCUCGCGAGAGUUGGGCGCGGCGUCAUGGCGGCGGCGGUGGGGCUGUUCGAGCUGGAGGUGCUGGUGGAGGCGGUGCGGGUGGCGGCGCCGGGCCCCGUGCUGAGCCCCGCCGUAGCGCUGCGCCUCUUGGAGUUCCCCACCCUCCUGCUGCGCCCCGCCGCCGCCGCGCCGCCCCUGCGGCCGGGGCGGGCCUUCCCCUUCGGCCGCGGCAAGCGCUGCCUCUUCCGCUGGCGCCGGGGCUCGCUCUGCGCCGCGCUCCGCCGCCGCCCGCUCCGCGUCCUGCUCCUGGCGCUGCCCGCCGGGCUCGGCCCGGGGCCCUCCCGCCUCCUCGGCACCUGCGGCGUUUCCCUGGCCCCCGCCGCCGCUGAGCUGCUGCAGCGGCCCGGGGCGCCUGCCUCCUGCGGCCGCCGCGGCCGCUUCCCGUUGCGGGACGCUGCGGGCCGCCCCGUCGGGGAGCUGGUCCUGGGCUACCGGCUCAGCAGCUUGGAGGCCGGUGAGGAGCCGUCCCCGCCGAGCCCCGUUGGCCCCCGCGCUGCCACGCUGCCUGCCACGUCCCCUGAGCCGGGGAGCGAGGAGGAGGAGGAGCUGGAGGGCAACAUCUUUUGCCCUCCUGUGCUCUAUUACAGCCAUGAGCCUGCUAAGCCUCAUCUGCCGCCAGCAGCAGCGGCUGCAGGGCAGUGGGAACGUGUCGAGGCCUGUGGACCACAGGAGAAAGACAAGGGCCAAAGCCCACCACGUCCCAGUGCUGGGCCCUCGUUGCUGCACCCGGCCAGCCCUCCACAGCUUUGCAACAUCCUGGGGCAGCUGCCGGUGCUCAGUGCCUUGCUGGCAGAGCUGUCAGUGCUCACCCACAGUGCUAUGCCUGCUGCUGUGCACCCCCCUCCUCUCUGGCUCUACAGGGCCCCAGGGAGCAAUGGCAUGGCCUCACAAGCUCUCAGCCCCAGCCACUCUUCUGCCCUCAAGCCUGCAGAGGCACCUGUGGGGCCUGGUGGGAGCACUGGAGCUGCCAGCCCUCAACUCAAGCAAGGCCAUCAGGAGGCCCCCUCAGCAGCAUCUUGUCAGGCUGGGAGAUCUACGAAAGCUGUACCCCAGGUGGAGAUGGGCUCUGAAAGGAACUGUGGAACUAAGGAAAACAGACCUCCCAGAAAGAAAUUAUUGUAUGGGCUGACAAAUACACUGAGGCUACGGCUACAACAAACCAACCCUGAUAAAUUGGUAAUUCAUGAAAAGAGAGAGCAGUACAGAAAAAAGCAAAUGGAGAUGAUGAAGAGAAGCCCUUUAUCCAAAAGAAAGCUGCUCAGAAGUGCUGGAGAGCAGCAUGUGGUUUCUUCCAGGCACUGUAGCAAGGGAGACAGUUCAAAGCGGAAUAAUCAGUUUGAUAAAGCUGUUCAGACUUCAUUACGAAACAGUGGUCUCCCAGAGUCCAUUUCUGUGACAGAAGAUGUGUCCUCUGACCUGCAGAAACAAGCUAUUGCAAGUCCAUUGAAGAAUGAUGAAAUUGCAAGCAAGGAACGUCCAUGCAAAGUGUCUACAGCCCCUUUACUGGAGGAAACUCUAUUAAAAUCUGCUCACAAGGAAAAGCAUGUAAAAGCCCAACUCCCAGCAGCUUUCCCAUCACAUGCUAAUGCAAAGGAAAGUAAUGAGGAAGCAAUACACUUAAUCCAUCAUAAAACAAUGGAGCAUGAUAACACAUCUGUUACAAGUGAUCAUAAACCAAGUCCCAGAAGGAGUGCUGGAGACAACUCUGAAUGCAUUUACUCAGAUGACUUUGUUACUAGUCCUGAGAACACAGUUUAUUCAGAAGAGUUCACCAGUGCUGAGUGUACGGACAGGGACUCGGAAGCUUAUGACAGUAGUCAACCUCUGUGGCUUGAAAGCCCAAAGCAAGGUUGCUCAGAUACGGAGCCGGAAUCCAGCAGGUCCAGAAUUUCAAAGACAAGUCAAAGAGCUGAAAGCACUUCAGAUCUUCUGCCAGUUCCUUCAGCUUUAUCUCCAGUCCAGUCUUUGAAGAGAAACCGUGACUUAAAAAUCAGCGAGAGAACUAGUGGCGAAUCUGUUGAUUCACUUAACCUUGUUUGAACAGAAGCAUUGUUAUUAGAUGGAGAGCAGGAAGCCCGAUAGAUCAGUGUCACACUAAAAGGGGGUUUUCCUUGAACCCUUUAUAUUUGAUCCACCUGUCAGUGUCCCAGGAAGGAUGGGUA
This is a messenger RNA of Strigops habroptila (Kakapo), 2696 nucleotides long. RefSeq names its product microtubule associated protein 10 (gene MAP10). The record is from RefSeq and is a predicted model, not a curated record. Gene Ontology annotation, molecular function: microtubule binding. NCBI's taxonomy places the organism in Eukaryota, Metazoa, Chordata, Aves, Psittaciformes, Psittacidae. Gene Ontology annotation, cellular component: cytoplasmic microtubule; centrosome; mitotic spindle midzone. Gene Ontology annotation, biological process: mitotic spindle midzone assembly; positive regulation of cytokinesis; cytoplasmic microtubule organization. The transcript is spliced from 2 exons.